CAUGGCCGCUUCCAGGCUGAAGAAGCCGUCGAAAAUGACAUUUGUUAGAUGAAAGAGAUAAAAGUGUGCCUACGUACGUAUCAUCUUUUUGGAUAAAAAUCAACAGCGAAGACUUAUAUAAUUAAAGGUCAUUACCUUACUUCUCGAUUUGAAUGAUGUGAAGAUCGUGUAAACUUUUAUAAACUUGUGCGCGAAUGUUCUCCCAUCACACUUGUCUUGUGCAAGUAGUACUCGGUAAUUUAUUAAAAUUUUGUUUGAACUUGUUUGGACUACACCCACAUGAAAUGAAACAAUGAUGCCGAUAAAGGACAAUCAAGAUGUGGCAUGCUUUCUGGUUACCAAACAUUCUACAUGGAAGGGGAAAUACAAACGUAUUUUCUCCAUUGGUUCUAUGGGAAUAACAACAUAUAAUCCUGGAACAUUGGAGGUCACAAACAAAUGGGAGUAUUCUGACUUCAUAAAUGUGCAACCAACAAACAAAAGUCAAUUAGGCUCCCAUGAAUUUACCAUAACUGUACGUAAAGAACGGAAAAAUGAUACUAUGAAGUUUAGUUCUGAACAUAGACCACAUUUGCUGACAGAAGCUCUUAAAUAUAGAAAUCAAGUUGAAAAACCAAAAGAAGUAUUGAGAUAUCAAGCAUAUAAACAUCAUUGGUCUGAUACAAGAUUGCCUGUUGUACUAGAAAUAACUCCGUACAGUCUCGAUCAAUUAGAUCCUGCAACAAACAUGGUAUUAGCUAGUUAUUAUUACAAAGAUUUUGAAGGGCUUUUGACUAUGAAAGAUUACCCUAAUGGAUUUGUAAUUGUAUGCGGUGGAUUUGGUCGUCUACAUCUUUUCGCGUCUGUACAUAUAGAGGAGAUAAAGAAAAAGUUGCAAGAAGCUGCGUUAAAUAAUUUAGGCAUUAAUAUAAAAAUGUUAAAGGAGCCUAUUAAACUUGAUGACUUCAUUGCUCAAAGAUUAGGAAAAUUCAGCGGUGACGAGCAUAUAACAAGCGUUUCGGAAUUUACCGUACACAAGAUUUCCUCCCGACACCUGGAUCCUCAGAGAAGAACGCUUUGUCUUUCAGAGACAUGUCUGUUGGAGAGAGAUCCACAAACAUAUAAUAUUUGUACUCUUAGGCCGUUAUCGGACAUUUUUACUUUGGUUCGUGAUAAUGAUAAUCCUCAGCUGUUUACAAUACAAUACCUUAAUGGUCAAACGCGCAGUUAUACAGCGACAAAUAGAGAUUCGUUGUUGGCGUCCUUGCUGGAUGGUGUGAGAGCAUCCGGUAAUAGAGAUGUUCAUGUGAAGAUGUAUCCAAUAGCGAGAGGUAAAAGACUCGGGCCCUUUAAUCUACCCGUUGACGAAGAAGUCGAAACAACACAUGUAAAGUUUCUUCAACAACCACUUGGAGGACGUACAUUUGCUGAAAUUCUCGAGAGAUUCAAUGCAAAUAUACCAUACAGUGGUCUCAAUUAUUCCGUUACUCAAGACGAAGUUGUACCGCUUGAAUGGACUGUAACAACGUUACAACUUCAAGUACAUCGUAUCACGAAUGAUUACUUACAGGGAAUAUUUACUGAGAACAAAGACAAGAUUAUCUUGGGAGCUUUGAAUACUCUGAUCAGCAAAGAUCUGGAAACGAAUAGCGAGAUUGAGGCGCAGUUUCAUGCAUUACGUAGAUUGGUGGCUAGCAAGAUUGGUUUUGCCGCAUUCACAACACUUUCUGGUUUUAGAGAAGCUGUUGGUACGAAGGUCGUAAAGGCUUUAAAGAAACAAAAUAGCGGGGUGACACAGGCUGCCAUCGAUUGUAUUUGCGCUUUGAUGCAACCUAUGCACGACGACUGCGAUUUAAGACAAGAACAAUUGAACAAGAGUAGCUUGCUCAGCAGUAACAAGUUUUUAGAAAGUUUGCUCGAAAUGUGGGUUAGUCAUAUUAAUCAUGGCACAGGUGCUCUAGUAGUCUCUGCCAUGCUCGACCUUUUAACAUUUGCCCUGUGCGUGCCGUACAGUGAAACAACCGACGGUAAACAUUUUGAUAAUCUUCUAGAGAUGGUUGCAGCGAGAGGCAGAUCAUUAUUCAGACUGUUUCAACAUCCUUCACUGGCUGUGGUGAAAGGUGCUGGAUUGAUAAUGCGAGCAAUUAUCGAGGAAGGCGCGCCAGAAGUAGCAGCAAAAAUGCAAGAGCUGGCACUUGCCGAAGGAGCUUUACCGAGACAUUUAUUGCAUAGUUUAUUUACUGUUGGUAGUGAUAGUAGAUUGUUAACACAUCGACAAUUGUGCCGACAUUUGGUAGGCUUGUGGGUCACGGGACAUCCCACAGCUAUGGGAUUACUGAAACGCAUUAUGCCAGUUGGUUUGUUGAACUAUUUGGACUCUGAUGAAAAAGUACCGGAUUCAUUCUUGGAAGAAGAGAGACUGAACAAUCGCGACAAUUUGAAAAUCGCCAUAGAUCACGCGUCAAAAAAUAAAAAGAGCCCGCAAUGGAUCGCCAUCGAACGUCAGAUGCGGGUGGUUGAAAAACACGUGGAAAAUGCUUUGCAGCACUGGGGCGCGCGUAUCGGAAUAGAACGAAGAGAAAAGAUCAAGGAACGUCCGAUAGUUUUGAGAAAACGUAGAGAACGAAUUAAAUCCGAAGCGAAUUGGAAGUUAUUCUACUAUAAGUUUAAUCAGGAUCACGCACUGCCAAACUUGAUUUGGAAUCACAAAACGAGAGAAGAGUUGAGAAUAGCGUUAGAAAAUGAGAUACGCGCAUUUAGCUCGGAUAAAGAAUUGGCGGGCGGAACAUUGAUCGCGUGGAAUCAUAGAGAAUUUGAGGUGCAGUAUCAGUGUCUUUCGGACGAAGUUAAAAUCGGAGAUUACUACUUGAGACUUUUGUUGGAGAAGGACAGUCCUGACAGCCCGAUAAGAAAAUCAUACGAAUUUUUUAAUGAUUUAUAUCAUAGAUUCUUGUUGACUGCAAAAAUCGAAAUGAAGUGCCUUUGCUUGCAAGCAAUGACGAUAGUAUACGGACGAUAUUACGAGGAUAUCGGCCCAUUCUCAGAUACAAAAUAUAUACUAGGCAUGUUGGAGCGUUGCAUAGAUAGAACGGAGCGUGAUAGGCUAGUUAUGUUCAUUAAUAAACUCAUACUACAUAGGCGAAAUGUCAAAGAGAUAAUGGAUCAAAACGGAGUGCGAACACUAGUUGACUUAUUGACGUUAGCACACUUACAUACUUCCCGAGCUGUCGUACCCACGCAAACCAAUGUGAUAGAGGCAGGGCCGCAGCAAGAACGAAUGGAGAAGGAAUGGUAUUACAAUAACGGUGAUCAACGUGAAGGUCCGAUAAGUUUGAAGGAUCUAAAAGAGAAGUACGCUUCAAGUCAAGUGACUCACAAAACGAAAGUUUGGUCGCAAGGAUUAGACGGAUGGAAAACAAUUUCGCAAGUGCCACAAUUAAAAUGGAGUCUUGUCGCGAAAGGCACUCCUGUAAUAAACGAAAGCGAAUUAGCUACUCUAAUCUUGAAUAUUUUAAUUAAGAUGUGUGAAUAUUUUCCAAGUAGAGAUGCCGACGACGCGGUUAUCAGACCGUUGCCACGUGUAAAGCGAUUGCUAUCCGAUCUUCAGUAUUUGCCGCAUAUUGUGCAGCUAUUGCUAACGUUUGAUCCGAUCUUGGUCGAGAGAGUUGCUACAUUGUUAUGCGAAAUAAUGCGAGAUAAUGCGGAUGUGUCGAAAAUUUAUCUCACCGGUGUAUUUUAUUUUAUUCUAAUGUACACCGGUUCUAACGUUUUGCCGAUCGCAAGAUUUCUACAGCUUACGCACACUAAACAAGCCUUCAGAAAUGAUGAUAACACCUCUUCAGAUAUCAUGCAACGAAGUAUUCUCGGUCAAUUAUUACCCGACGCGAUGGUGAGUUAUUUAGAAAAUCACGGAGCAGAGAAAUUUGCGCAAAUAUUUCUUGGAGAUUACGAUACACCAGAAGCGAUUUGGAACGCAGAAAUGCGACGAAUGCUUAUUGAGAAAAUUGCUGCACAUAUUGCAGAUUUCACUCCCAAGUUACGAAGCCAUACCAUGGCCAGGUAUCAGUAUAUCGCUAUACCUGCUGUGAGAUAUCCGCAAUUGGAGAAUGAAUUAUUCUGCCAAAUAUUCUAUCUUAGACACCUUUGUGAUACUGUUAAAUUUCCACAGUGGCCUAUUCCAGAACCUGUGCAGUUAUUAAAAGACGUAUUGGACGCGUGGAAGAAAGAAGUGGAAAAAAAACCACCUUUAAUGACUGUAGACGAGGCUUACAGACAACUCGGCUUACCUAGUGGAAAACAGCAUGAUGGUGCAGUUGUCAGAAAAUCGUUUUAUAAAUUAGCUCAAAUGUAUCAUCCCGACAAAAAUCCUGACGGCAGAGAUAAAUUCGAAGCUGUUAGUCAGGCAUACGAAUUUCUAUGCAGCCGCAGUUGUUGGUCAACUACCGGUCCUAAUCCCGACAACAUCGUUUUGAUAUUAAGAACUCAGAGCAUUCUUUUCCAUCGAUACACGGACGAACUUAGACCUUACAAAUACGCUGGAUAUCCCCAGUUGAUUAAGACGAUCAAACUAGAAACGGAUGACGAGCGGCUAUUUUCCAAAUCUGCUCCAUUACUAGCAGCUGCGAGCGAACUUGCGUACCAUACGGUUCACUGUUCGGCAUUGAAUGCGGAGGAAUUGCGAAGAGAGGGUGGUUUGGAUGUGUUAUUGGAAGCGUAUACGCGAUGCGUGUCCGUUUUAAGCAAAUCGAGUAAACCUACCGACAUAGCGGUACAAGUUUGUACGCAUAUCACUAGAUGUUUCUCUGUUGCCGGAUCGUUCCGUGGAUGCAGAGAUAAGAUCAUUGAACUGCCGCAACUUGUAAAGGACCUUUGCAGAAUACUGCAUUUCAAGCACUUAACGAAAUUAUGUGCAGUAGCCACAGAGUGUAUUUCAUCUCUUGCUAUAGAUAGCAUAUUACAAAUGCAGUUAUUGCAAUCCGGUGCUUUGUGGGAUCUGUUGCUUUUUAUGUUUAACUAUGAUUACACGUUGGAGGAGGGCGGCGUUGAAAGAAAUCAGGACGAAAAUCGCCAAGAAGUAGCCAAUAACUUAGCUAAGGUGGCAGUUCGUGCUUGUGCUAGAUUAGGUGGUUACAUGAAGGGAGAAAACGAGACACCAGUUAACCCAGUUACAAUUGCCGCUUUAGAAAGUUUGUUAACACCUUAUCUAGCACGUCAACUUAGUAAAGACAAACCCGAAGAGAUCUUGAAAAUAUUAAAUUCUAAUUGCUCAAAUCCAUAUUUGAUCUGGGACAACGGAACUAGAGCGGAGUUGAAUGAAUAUUUAAAAAAGAAACGGAGAUUAAACGAUAGCGACGACUUCGAACAUGAUUUUAGCGAUUUCAAGUAUAGCGCACACGCUGGGGAAUUGAUAAUCGGUGAAAUAUUUGUGAAAGUGUACAAUGAACAGCCAGUAUAUCCGAUUGAGAAUGCAAAAAGUUUUACGAUAAAUUUGCUUGAAUUUAUAUCAAUGCAUUCUUUAGAGUAUUUGAGGUCAGAAGUUAUUGCGUUAGAUAAAAAAGAUUUGAAGCAGUUGGAGCACAUCGUUAUGGCGCUUAUAGCUCUGAAGAAUGUUAUCAAAAAUAAUCCUGGAAUCGAAUUACAAUGUAUGGGACAUUUUAAACUGCUGUUUGGACUUCUGAGUUGUAACAAUUAUAAGUUAAUUCAGAAGAGCGCCCUAGAAGUAAUCAGUAAUGUUACCAAAAAUCAGGAAUGCGUUGAAGAUAUAGCUGCGAGUGAAGUUGUAGUGCAUUUGUUGUUAUGUUUGCACAGCCUGAAGGAAUGUCAGCUUCUUGCAUUAGAAACUUUGUAUGCGUUGAUGAGUUCGACUAAAAUUGUAAAAGAUGCAUUAGCGAAAGGAGCUGUUGUGUAUGUUCUCGAUCUGUUUUGCAAUUCAAGUAACGUUCAGAUAAGAGAAGCGGCGGCUGAAUUACUCGCGAAAAUGUCGUCCGAUAAAUUGGCCGGACCGAAAGUUAAACUUGAUCUGUCGAAAUUUUUACCCAGAUUAUUCAGUGAAGCUAUUCGCGAUGCACCCAAGCAGUGUGUACAUAUGUUCGAAACAAAACAUGAAAAUCCUGAAUUGAUAUGGGACGACGAUGCGAAAGCUAGAGUAGCACGAAUCGUCGCCGAGUUAAAAGAGGAAUACUACGCGCUGCAGAGGCGAAAUCCAAACGCUAUAUUGAAGUUACCUGAUACACAAAAUAAUAUCGAUAUCGCGACUAACGAGCCCGUUGUGGGAGGAGUAUAUCUUAGGUUAUUCAUAGCUAGUCCUGCUUGGGCGCUUAGAAAGCCAAAAGAAUUCUUGAGCGAGCUAAUGGACACCACGUUAACGUUGAUGGCCAGGGAAAAGACUGAUACGGAUAUGUUGGAAUUGUCGACACAAGCUCUGGUGUGUUUACUUCAAGCGCAACCUAGUUUGGCGGACCAAGUGCCGUCCUUGGGACACAUACCACGACUCUGUCGACAAAUGUCUGUUCAGAAUAGUCAACCGUCAGUAUACAAAACAGCUAUAUUAAUUCUUCAUCAAUUGGCUACAAGCGAAGUUUGCAUCUCAUCUAUAUGUCAAACGGAAUGCAUUAGUCCAUUAAAGCAUGCGAUGCAAUCGAGAAGAGACAUGAUUGCUGUCGCAUGCGAGACACUGAACAGAUUAUUCUCGACGAACGAAGAUAGACUUAUCAAGCAGGCACUAGACGCCGAAAUGGUACCAUAUCUCCUAAAUAUAUUAGAAGGGCGAUUAGACAUUGUCGAAAACCCUGCCACAACUAAAGCGCAAAUAGUGAAAGCGUUAAAAGCCAUGACAAAAAGUUUGCUUCUUGGCGAAAAAGUCAAUGCUAUUUUGGAAAAGUCAAGUGUUUGGGCGGAGUAUAAGGAUCAAAGACAUGAUCUGUUUAUUUCUAACAAUACAAGUUCUGGUUAUCUUACAGCUGGAACACCUGUAUCCGCUGGCUACUUAACAGCAGGGCCAAGUACAACUUUGACCACGGGCCCACCACCUGUAGACAAGGAAGAUUUAAUUAAUAGAAACGAUAGCAUCUGAUACAGGUAGCAUCGUAAGUGGUACAAAAGAUAAGUAAAAGAAUGUUGAUAUAUACAGAGAUUCCUGUCGGUGAAUAAUACCGAUCUAGAGAUAUCAUGUCUGUGAUUUUUGGCUUCUUAAUGAAAGAAAUCUAUUAACUGAAUAUUGUUUUUGCUAUAUAAUCUCUUUGUGUUAUACAAUAUAAUAUUUCGUUCUUUAAUUACACAUUUAUAUACGAACGAAAAUAAUGUAAGUGUAAAGCUUAAACUUAGUCAGUUUUUAAGACAAAAAACAGAUAUAAUAUAUAUAUAUAUAUGUAAGAAAAAUUGUAAUAUCGUAAAACACAACUUUAUAUAUUAUAUCAAUAUGAACAGAUUUUCGAACGAAUUUUUACCGUGUAGUCAACAGCAUUGUAUGUAAAUGUGAGCCACGAACAGAGUUUGUUACAUUUCUGACAAAACAAAUUUACAUUUGUAAAUUUGCAGGGUGUUGCAAAAGAAUUUGAUAGUAUUGUCUGACACGUUCAACGUUAAUUCUUUUUAUUGAAAAAACAAGUGAAGAAAUAAUUAUCAGCUAAUGAAAGCUUGGUUUAGGGCAACACGAAUGCGAAUUUCUGUUUUUAUUUUAUUCUUAUUUUGCUCUUUUUUAGUUUCCGACUAUAAAAAAUCAACAAUUUUAAAUUAAAGUUAAUAAUAUUCUUUCUACGUACAAUUCUAUUUGUUUAUACGUACGUUAUCUCUAGGCUUAAUUAUGCUCUAAUUACGUCUUCACUUGAAUUUUUCACGAAAGAAAAGUCGAUAUCAUAAAAAAAACAUUAUUUUCAACAAUUUUCACAUCAUUAGGAAACACCUUUGCAUAUGUAUAUAAUGCGAGAUAUAAUAGAUAUAUAUAUUUAGUUCUUAAUAAGAUUACUUGUAAGUUUAUGUAAAGAUUUUCGAGAACCAUGAGUAAGAUUUACGUAAUAAUUUGCAGUAAAAUCAAAAACAGAAAAAAAUAAAAAAAAUAAUAAUAAUAAAGGAGGAAAGAAAAGAAAACCAUCCAUCAGAAAUUCAUAUGUAGUAACGCAACAUAACUUUCUCUGUGAUAGCAUGUUAAAUGUGACGGAGACAUAAAUAAAUAAAUAAAUAAACAAGAUGCCGACGUGAUUUAAAUCUCGUUAUUGCGAGAACACAUUUUCAGUGGUCACAUUCCAACCAGUGUCUCGAAGCUAUAAAAUGUACUUAUAUAAAAUUUAGCACAAAAAUCUCGCGAAAAAUAGAAUGAUUUUAACAGAGUAAAACAAUUUCUACUUAUAUUAAUAAAAAUCUCUGAUAUGUUUAUUUAUAUAAAAUUUGUGUUUUUUUUAGUGAAAUGAAAAGUUCAAUUAAUUACAAAGUAUUAUAAGUACCGGUAUUUAUUUGCAUCUCGUUUGUAUAUAACAACUUUUUUUUUUAGAAAAAAAGAGAUAUAUAUAUUUUUAAAUAUUAAAAGAUAUAUUUUUCCGUGAUUGUGCAUGUUCAUAAAUCAUCAAAAUUUGAUCACACUUUGGAUUUUAGAUAAAUACGUCUAUAUGUCUGCUGUUUAUUAUCUUAAAAAUAUAUAUAUUACACUUUAUGUAUAUUUACUAUGAGAAAAAAGAAAAUACUAUUUAUAUCAUUAUAAUUAUAUUAGAAAAUGGCAAUUUUUGUAUGACCUUUCUAAUAUUUUCCAAUUAUACAGAAAUAUGACAUAAUAUUAUUCAAGUUGUUAAAUUGCAGGUUAUUUCAGUCUAUUUAAACUAGAAAUAAUAAAAACUAUUAAAAAAUCCAAAUUUUUAUUUUGUCGUUUGUUUUAAAAGAAUACAUUGAAUUCUCCGAUUUAUUCCGUAUUUUAUAUGAUUAACACAAAAAUUUCUAUAUGCACGAAUUGUUCAAGAACGAUCUGAUAAUAUUAAAAAAGAAAAUUUUCCAGGACGUGGUAUUCAUUUGUAGUCUAAACUAUGCGGUCCGAAAAAACCGUCUAAAGAAAUCUAAAUCUUAGAAAUUUUGUAAUGUUAGAUUUUUUUUAAAAAUAUUUAAAUAUAUUUGUGCCAGGCAGUACUUCGUAUUUAUAUCAAUUGCUAAUUAAUAUAUAACCGAAAUUAUAUCUAUUAUUUUAAUAACAAAGCGCAACACACACACACACACAUAUAUAUAUAGGGAAAGAUCUUAAACUACACUAUGAAUGCAAAUUAUAUUUCUUUCCUCUUUUCUAAAGCAGAGACCAUUUUUUGUUUAAAUUUUUUAUAGAAUAUGCUUACCACUACUUUAUAUCUUUAUAUGCACGAUUCAUCGAAUUUAUCUUUUCUAAAUAAAAUAAAAACCAAUGGAACAAAAUGUGUAUAUGUAUGUGAAUACGUUGCAAAUACAAUACUGUGACUACAGCGCAACAUACUGUAUAAACAUUUUGUUAGUACUACGAAGUUAAGUUAUAUUUUUGCCUGAGAUUUUUUUUUUCAGAUUGCGAAUAACAUAUUGUAUAUAUACACACGCAUAUAUACAUAGGAAAAAAAAAAUUAUACCACCAGAUUAUUGUACAUGUAUGAUUAGAAAAUAAACAAUUUUGCACGUGAUAUAACACAGUUCUCUUUGAAUGACAAGGGAUUUUGUUGAUAUAUUUUUUUUUAUUAUUGUAUUAUAUUAAUUCUGUUUGUUAUGCAUUAUAUAAUUUAUGU
Molecule: messenger RNA, 9701 nt
Organism: Pseudomyrmex gracilis
Lineage: Eukaryota; Metazoa; Arthropoda; Insecta; Hymenoptera; Formicidae
Gene: Rme-8
Product: dnaJ homolog subfamily C member 13
Exons: 18
Coding region: 293-7051 (2252 amino acids)
Biological process (GO): endosome organization; receptor-mediated endocytosis; regulation of early endosome to late endosome transport
Cellular component (GO): endosome membrane
Source: RefSeq, a predicted model, not a curated record